Molecule: messenger RNA, 1149 nt
Organism: Necator americanus (New World hookworm)
Lineage: Eukaryota; Metazoa; Nematoda; Chromadorea; Rhabditida; Ancylostomatidae
Exons: 10
Coding region: 1-1149 (382 amino acids)
Biological process (GO): positive regulation of Rho protein signal transduction; phospholipase C-activating G protein-coupled receptor signaling pathway
Cellular component (GO): plasma membrane
Molecular function (GO): G protein-coupled receptor activity
Source: RefSeq, a predicted model, not a curated record
AUGAGCUGUGAAAACGGUACAAAUUGUGAAAGUGAAAGCGAACAUUUCGAGUUGGCAACGACAGACUCGAUUGAAGUCCUCUUUUAUUUCCUCUGUUUUGUCAUUGGCGGCCCAUUGAACGUGAUCUCGCUACGACGGUCUCUUCGUGCUUUCAGCCAACACAAGGCGAAGAGCCCGAUAUUACUGCUUAGGAUCAAUCUUAAUCUAGCCGAUCUCUGCACAUUAUUCGUCUAUGUGCCCAAGCAAUUUAUAUGGAUGCUCACUUAUCAGUGGUACGGUGGCGAACUAUUGUGUCGUGCAUGUUCAUUCUUCUCUACAUUCUCAUUUUAUGCAAAUUCCUUUGUAAUCGCAUGUAUUGCUAUCGAUCGAGUAUUUGGUGCAUACAAUAUGAGUUCCAUCAAUGCCCACAGACGUGCGUAUCUACGCUGUCGACGCCUUCUCGUCGUUGGAUGGUUAGCCGCUUUAGGGUUGAGCUUACCACAAGCAGUUAUCUUCCGGGUUUUCGAACCUUAUCCUGAUAAAGAUUUCCGACAGUGCACUCCGGUAUGGACCACGUUUCUAUAUGAGAAAAUUGAAGAAAUGAAUUCUACGAAUUUGUCAGAGGCUGAUAAACUUAAGAUAGAGCGUGAAAUAAUGGGAAUGCAACGUUUGGAGAAGAUGUAUAACAUCAAUCAUCUAUUGUUUGUGUUUUGGAUACCAUGCAUUAUCAUCGUAAUCAGCUAUUUGACAGUGCUGCUAAUUCUUCAAGGACAUCUUAAAGAAGAAUAUCACGGACUGCCACCAAUGUCGGCGGUGAGCCAAAUUGAGGAGGAGUCUUCGAAGUCUAGUAUAAAAGGGAAACGUUCAUUUUUGGACACAAAACCAUUAAAACCAACCGUUGUACUUCGUUCUACAAGUCCUGGAACUAUGGCAGUGUCCACCAUCCAUAAAGCCAAACAGCACGCUAAACGCCAAGCCGCUUGGAUUAUUCUUGCCUAUUUGACUUUCUGGAGCCCAUACAAUGUGGUUGCUGUGUUGAACAUGACCAGAACACUUUCCGAACAUCAAGUGUUCGCAGUGACGCUGUCAUUUCUAAACGCAGCGAUUUGCGCCAAUCCUAUAGUGAAUCCUCUUAUUUACGGUAUACUUAAGAAGACUGGGAAACAAUGA